AUGUGUGUGCAUCAUGGCCCGCUGCCUGCUGGGUUGGGAGCAGUGCCGUACUGCUUUGCCGCUCCUCAAGGUCGUCCCCACGUGCGUUCGAUGAGGACAAGUGUAAGCAGCGGCUUGCUCGUAUCACUCUACUGUAAGUAUUUAAGCACUACGGCAACAGAGCCGUGGGAGGGCCUCAAGGAGAGCAGGAAGACCCUGAUUCCCUGUCGAAGCUGUGCUGGGCAGGAGUGUGCAUGCAUCUUGAUUGGCUUCCGUGGGCCUCCUGGCGCAGGCCCACUGGCUUCAGGCGUGGUGCAUCAAGGGCUUCUGCGUUGGCGAAACCCAGACGUUGGCCUUUUGUUUGAACUGCGGCCUCCCAUAGUGGGAACACAAGUGACGCGGACUGCUGUGGCUGUGGUAUCCAUUGGAUAA
Messenger RNA from Ostreobium quekettii, 411 nucleotides. Lineage: Eukaryota; Viridiplantae; Chlorophyta; Ulvophyceae; Bryopsidales; Ostreobiaceae. The record is from the annotation of a GenBank genome assembly.